Molecule: messenger RNA, 1036 nt
Organism: Diprion similis
Lineage: Eukaryota; Metazoa; Arthropoda; Insecta; Hymenoptera; Diprionidae
Product: mitochondrial coenzyme A diphosphatase NUDT8
Exons: 2
Coding region: 174-953 (259 amino acids)
Molecular function (GO): coenzyme A diphosphatase activity
Source: RefSeq, a predicted model, not a curated record
GUCCUCCGAGGGCAUCGGAGCGACCUCAGCGCUGUCAUUCGGUUAUCGCAGUAACUUUUGUCAGUGUUGUUUCCAUUGUAUUGGUUUCAAAGUUUUAAGCAAAAUUAAUGUUACAUAUACGAUAAUAAUUCUGUACGGGUAUCGAUUGGACGGCUGGGGAACGGUCGUAAGAAAUGAAUAUAGUUAAAGAAAGUUUGGUUUGUAGGUCAGCGUCGAGGAGAUUAUUUCUACGAUCCGUGCCCGUAGAACCACAAAGAAGAAUUAGCGGGAUAAACGUAAAUGAUUUGAAAGCCGAUAUUAUAUUGAGCGCAAAUAACAGGAAGGUUUGCGUAAAGAAUUUAAAACUCUAUCGACCAGCGAGCAGAUCGUCGAGCCAAGAAGAGGUUAGUAAAGCUGCUGUUCUGGUACCGCUAUGCAUGCACAAAGGUGAACUCGGAUUGCUAUAUACUCUAAGGUCAAAGAAGCUAAACACUAACAGAGGACAAGUAUCAUUCCCCGGAGGAAUGCACGAUAAGGACGACAAAACUUUGGAGGAAACAGCCAUCAGAGAAACGUGGGAGGAGCUUCGCAUACCGAGAGAAAAAAUUGAUGUGUGGGGUAGUGGAAACCCAAUGGGAAGACAACAUGUUAGUGUGCUUCCGGUUCUUGCCUAUAUCGGCGACAUUGAGCCAAACGAAUUACAGCUCAACACUGACGAAGUUGAAGAGGCCUUUGUUUUGAGCUUGAGCAAUCUGUGCGAUCCGACGAAGUCACGUUUUACCCAAUUUCGUGACAGUUUUACAUUGCCGACGUAUCUAGCUGGCAAACACCGUGUCUGGGGAUUGACUGCUGCUAUCACCCAUGUCGUGAUGAAAGCACUAGUUCCAAAUGUUUAUAAACAUAAGUUAGCCUACGCUCAACCUGUUCACGAUACAAAUCCAGCUUCGAAUAAAACAAAUUUAUCGGUUCCAUAAACCGAUACCAUUUCUGUACAUAUAAUUUAUUAUGUAAUAUUGUAAUUUUCAAAUAAUAUUAAAGACAGAUGUAAUUAUAUUAA